UGCAUUUCACAAUGGUCGAUGUAACUCUUUACGAUUCGACAAUUUGUCGAUUAUGUGCUGAGGAUAAUGCCAGUGGCGAAUUGUUGUUCACUUCUGGAGAGAAUGAACCGGAUUUGAGUUCCAUGGUCAAUCGUUACUUGCCACUCAAGAUCCGAGAUAAUGGAAAGCUGCCACGUACGAUCUGUCCAGGUUGCAACAUCCAGAUGGAGUCAACCAUUCAAUUUUUCGAGUUGCUAGUGGAAGGCCAGCGAAAAAUCCGAGAGAUGUACAAACAGCAAGUAGAGAAGCAAAAGCGAAGCGAGCGCGAGCGUUUACGUGAAAACACAGAGAUAACAGCUGAUGCCCCAGAGCUGGAGCCCUACGGAUCCCCUCCAGAAGAUGCCAUCUCCCAGCAGAUAAUAAUUAAAAUCCUUCCAGAUGGUUCAAUGUACGCAGCAGACCACGAUAUGAGUCUGCAAAUGGAGGGUCUGGACAAGCCAAAACGAAAACGAGGUCGACCCCCAAAAAUUCAGGUGGAACCCGAGGAGGAAAAAAUGGUGGAGGAACACCUGGAUCCCAUUUCCCAGGAAGAGGACGAAAAGCAGGAAGAGGAGGAAGAGAUCAGCGAGGAUGGGCGAAGAAGGAGAAAACGAAAGGCCCCGAAGCGAUUCUCAGAGGCUGUCCAGGGAAAAGAGUUGGAAAGAAUUUUCAAGGAGGAGGGUGUCAUCGACGAGGAGGAGGACGACCCAGGGGACAACGACUACGAAGUCCUUGAUGAAGUCCUCAACGAUCCAGUGACAACCGAUCAGGAGGAAAUAAUCGGCCACCUGGAGACCGAGGAAGGGAUCGACCUGGGACAACUAGUGGUCAUGAAUCGAGGAAGGGGCAGGGGUCGUCCAAAAUUCCGUAGAAAAAAAUCGAAAUACACUUGCGAAGUGUGCGGUCGUGCUUUCUCUCAAAGAAAUCGGUGGGCAGUGCACAAGGCAUUCCACAAAGGUGUUAAAUACGAGUGCUCCAAGUGUGAGAAGCAGUUCACGAGUCAGGAGAAUCUAGCGCUCCAUCAGAAAAAAACGGAUCACGAGGGUGAGCAAGUGAUUUGGAAUCCUGAGAGUCAGGAAGCUGCUGAGGGAGUGGAAGAGGCACCAAAAAAUCUUCAGGAGCUGGAUAGAAAAGAGGCGGAAAUUCCAGAGGAGUUGGAAGUCACAGAGAGUCUUACCCUCGAUAAAGAGGAGCACCUGGAGGAACAAUUGGAGGAGUUACAGGAACCCCAGGACUCCCACAGCUUUACCUGCGACCUCUGCGACGAACAAUUUCUCACGAAAGAGUCCUGCGAAGACCACAUGAAGACACAUGAAAAACCCUCUGAGGAAGCCACGGAGAAGAAUAACGCCUUCCCCUGCUUCCUCUGCCCCAAAACCUUCUCCACUCAAUCCUCCCUGAAGACCCACCACUCCACCCACGACGUUAAAUCCGACAAAGGAUAUCCCUGUGACAUAUGUGGAAAAGUUCUGAAUCACCCGAGCUCAGUGGUCUACCACAAGGAGGCAGAGCACAACAACGGUCGCAGAUUUGUCUGCAAUAAAUGUGGAAAGAGCUUCAAGCACAGGCAACUUCUUCAACGUCACCAGCUUGUACACUCUGACGAUCGCCCCUACGUCUGCAAAUCCUGUAACUCCAGUUUCAAGACAAAAGCCAAUCUAAUAAAUCAUUACUCCACUCACACAGGUGAGAAAAAAUACACCUGUGAUAUCUGCAAUCAACAGUUUGCCCACAAAACAAGUCUCACCCUUCACUAUCGCUGGCACAGUGGCCACAAGCCCUACACCUGCGACGUAUGUCAGAAGAGCUUCUCCCAGAAUGGGAAUCUCCAAGAGCACAUGCGAAUUCAUACAGGUGAGAAACCCUACUCCUGCGAUUACUGUGGCAGAAAAUUUACAACAUCUUCACAAUUUAAACUUCAUGUCAAGAGACACACGGGAGAGAGACCCUGGAAGUGCGAAUUCUGCGCCAAAAGUUUUCUCCACAAGGACACGUGGAAGUGUCACGUCAGGAGGCACAAGGGAGAAAGACCAUUCCAGUGUUCAGAAUGUAAUCGAGGAUUUACUGAGCAAUGGGCACUGAAGAAACACCUAAGACUCCACACUGGGGAGAAACCGUACUCCUGCGAUGUCUGUGGAAAGGCCUUCGCUGACUGCUCCAAUCUGACAAAGCACAGAAAAGUCCAUCGUGAUAAUAAAGUCGUGAAGGUGGGCGGGUUGGCAAAAGGAGAGGGUGGAGAGCUCUGGCAGAUUUUGCCAACCGAAGGGGGUGAGGAGAGCCUGGGAGAGGGAAUUACCCAGGUGAUCACUGAGGAGGGAUCUGAGGAUGGGGUUUCUCAGAUAAUCUACGUGUCGUAUCAGGAUCCCGAUGAUCCCAAUCAGUCCAGAACUCUGCACUUUGGAAUGCUGGAGAAGGAGGAGAUAGCUGAAACUGCUGGUGAGUCUCUGCCAAGUCUUGACGUCGAAGAUGGGGGGAUCAAGGGAGGGAGCCUGGUAGAACCAAAUCUACAGCUGCAGAUCACUGACGAGGAUGGCAAUCCCAUUCCUCUGUCCAUUCAGGACGCCAGGCAGCUACUGGCUGGAGGACAAUUUGUCAGUCAACUUGAGGAUGGGCAGAUGAUCAAAGUACACUCUGGAGCUGUUACUGAGGAACUUGCCGAACAGCUUGGGGUUCACAUUCAGGGAAUUCAGGUGGAAGCCGAGGCCAGUCGAGAGACUGAGGGCGAGGGAAGUGAGGGACCCGUUGUUAAGGUUCUUGGUGACGGGAUCGAGGAGCAGGGGGAAGGAGAGGGCACAGAUGGAGAACAGACGAUUGAGUUCACAACUCAGGAUGGACAGAAAGUGCGAUUAGUUGCGCCUUAUCACGUCGAUCCUCUUCAGCUCGCCUCUGAGUACCUGACAAUUGUCUAAUUUUGUGAGGAACUCAAGAUGACUUU
This is a messenger RNA of Fopius arisanus, 2953 nucleotides long. RefSeq names its product zinc finger protein 271-like. Gene Ontology annotation, cellular component: nucleus. The record is from RefSeq and is a predicted model, not a curated record. NCBI's taxonomy places the organism in Eukaryota, Metazoa, Arthropoda, Insecta, Hymenoptera, Braconidae. The coding region runs from base 12 to 2927 and encodes 971 amino acids. The transcript has 2 exons. Gene Ontology annotation, biological process: regulation of DNA-templated transcription. Gene Ontology annotation, molecular function: zinc ion binding; DNA-binding transcription factor activity, RNA polymerase II-specific; RNA polymerase II cis-regulatory region sequence-specific DNA binding.